AUGUCUACUUACUCCUACGAGAACGUCGUCCCAAGCUUCAGAUUGGAUGGCAGAUUGGCUAUCAUCACCGGAGGAUCCGGAGGUAUGAGUGCGGUGAUUUCCAGAGCCCUUUUGGCCCAGGGUGCUGAUGUCGCAUUGGUGGAUAUCAACUUGGAGAGAACGAAGGCUGCUGCUAAGGAGGUGGCUGCAUGGGCCGUGGAGACCUUAAAGGGUGCCCAUGAGUCUCCUAUUGGCCAGGUGUCUGCCUGGUCUAGCAACAUUGGCGAUGCUGAGUCCGUCGACACCGUCUUCGCUGCCAUUAAUGAGCAUCACGGAAAGAUCGCAGACUUGUUGAUUAACACCGCUGGUUACUGUGAGAACUUCCCUGCCGAGCAAUACCCCGCACAGAACGCAGAGGGGAUCAUGAAGGUGAACGGAUUGGGAGCAUUCUACGUGUCGCAGGCAUUUGCCAGACCAUUGAUCCAGAACAACUUGAGAGGCUCCAUCAUUUUGAUCGGAUCCAUGUCAGGAACCAUCGUCAACGACCCACAGCCUCAGUGCAUGUACAACAUGUCCAAGGCUGGUGUGAUUCACCUCGUUAGAUCUUUGGCCUGUGAAUGGGCCAAGUACAACAUUAGAGUGAACACCUUGUCUCCAGGUUACAUCCUUACUCCAUUGACCAGAAACGUCAUUGCUGGACACAGUGAGAUGAAGGAUGCAUGGGAGAGCAAGAUUCCAAUGAAGAGAAUGGCUGACCCUAAGGAAUUUGUGGGUUCCAUUCUUUACUUGGCCUCUGAGUCAGCCUCUUCAUACACCACAGGUCACAACUUGGUUGUGGAUGGUGGCUACGAGUGCUGGUAA
Molecule: messenger RNA, 840 nt
Organism: Sungouiella intermedia
Lineage: Eukaryota; Fungi; Ascomycota; Pichiomycetes; Serinales; Metschnikowiaceae
Source: the annotation of a GenBank genome assembly